AUGGGACGCAAAGACGGCGCCUCAACGUCGGCGGCGUCGCUGCGCAAAGGCCCCUGGAUGGCGGAGGAGGACGAAGUCCUCAUCGAGUACGUGAAAAAGUACGGCCCCCGUGACUGGAGCUCCAUUCGAUCCAAGGGCCUCCUCCCAAGGUCAGGCAAGUCCUGCCGCCUCCGCUGGGUCAACAAACUGAAGCCCGACCUAAAGACGUAAUCCUCCCUGCUCCUCCAUCUCCUCAUCAUCAUCGCCAAGGAUUGUAGGAAAAGAUUACAGAGAAUUGUGCCUGAUGGAGAAGCUUUUCGUGUUCUAUGAAGAGGGUGCAAGUUCUCGGCGGAGGAGGAGAGGAUAGUGAUCGAGUUGCAGGCUCAAUUCGGCAAUAAAUGGGCCAGAAUCGCCACCUACUUGCCGGGGAGGACGGACAACGACGUGAAGAACUUCUGGAGCACUAGGCAGAAGAGACUCGCAAGGCUCCUCCAGGCGCAGUCCGGCCCCAACUCGGAGGACCUGCAUCGGAAAUGCCCUUCUCUUCACCAUGAACAACGCAUAGUUUUCGAGGUCCAGCGCAUUCCUCUCUAUCUCUCUCUCUCUCUCUCUCUCUCUCUCUCUCUCUCUCUCUCUCUCUCUCUCUCUCUCUCUCUCUCUCUCUCUCUCUCUCUCUCUCUCUCUAUCUACGUCUAUCUCUCUAUCUAUCAAUCUAUCUCCAAAUAUGUAUAGACAUAUAUACGUAGAUGAGUAUUUAAUUUCUGUUUGUCCAGCAGGGAAAUGCGAACCCGCUCAUGACAUGCGAAGAACAGUACUCGUCCCAUUUUGAAAGCCGCCAAUCUCCUGCGAGAGGGCCCCUCGAGCCCCUCAGUUAUGGGUCGGCACUUCCGCCGCCGGAUUCGUGGGGUGGUGGUAGUGAGAGAAAUCCGUGGGGGCCAAUCGAUCCUCCCCCUCACUUCUCGUACCUCCAACUCCCGCAGGCGCUGCUGGACCUUCCGCUUCUCCCUGAGACCCACCACCUUGCCACGGACUUCGACGGGGUUGACUUCGACCCGGAGUCCCUGGCCCACGACGUGCCGGAGUUUGACUUGUUCUCCGACGGGCUGGCGGCGCCACCCGGCGGCGGCGGCGGCGGCGGCGGCCAGGAGUUCGACGAUGGGAUGCCCGCUGCAGCCGAUGGCCUCUUCGGCGACUUCCCCGUGGAGAUGCUCGACGGCUUGGAUCCUCCGGCGAGUUCAUCUCAGUCUUAG
Messenger RNA from Spirodela intermedia, 1229 nucleotides. The record is from the annotation of a GenBank genome assembly. NCBI's taxonomy places the organism in Eukaryota, Viridiplantae, Streptophyta, Magnoliopsida, Alismatales, Araceae.